This is a messenger RNA of Staurois parvus, 265 nucleotides long. Lineage: Eukaryota; Metazoa; Chordata; Amphibia; Anura; Ranidae. The record is from the annotation of a GenBank genome assembly.
GCACUGAUUUAGACAGAACAUCACCAGAGAUAGUAUCGGAACAGAAUUUGGAGUGAUCCCCAGAAGAGAAGGUGCGGUUGACCUAUACACAGGGGUGGACUGACAACUCAUGGGGCUCUGGGCAAUAGGGGAUCAUGGGGUCCCUGUGUCCUUGCCCAAACUCAAAAAAGCCUAUGAAAAAGGUACCAGGGGCAUCUCAUGGGUCCCCCUACUGACCCCGGGCCCUCGGGCAGUGCCCGAGUUUUCAAAUGGUCAGUCCACCCCU